AUGAAGAAGGUAGCACUCCUGCUGGUGGACCGAAAGGUUCCUGUAUACAUGGUCCAAACACGCGGGCCCGGCUCUGAAUUCUCAAUUCCGACAAUGGAGGGUCUCUCUGGUGCAAUCGGACUGAUUGCUUUCUGUACUGAUGACUAUGGAGCCAGAACAGGCAUCGGAUAUGAGACCUAUGUGGAACUGAAGCACGCCCACGAAAACGGUCUACGCAUUAUUCCAGUUCAGCUGUGCGACACGUUUCCGCCGCAGCCCUCGAAGGAUAUUGACGGCCGUGGCUGCCAGCAAAAUUGCGUAGUACUACGACAGUCUAUCAUGCGUGUUCAGGACAUUGGAAUGCAAAACGCAGAGGAGGUAGCUCGCCAGAUCGAGACAGCAUGGAUGGCAAUGAGAACGGAUUGA
This is a messenger RNA of Symbiodinium pilosum, 405 nucleotides long. The record is from the annotation of a GenBank genome assembly. NCBI's taxonomy places the organism in Eukaryota, Dinophyceae, Suessiales, Symbiodiniaceae.